GCAGUGUUCGUCAGUGUUCAUUUUGUUUCGGUUGUCGUUCUGAUCCACAUCCUUGCGCAUAGAGCUGUGAUAAAGAGCGACGAAGCGGUGCUAGUUGUGCUGUUGAGGCACUGUUAGGUGCCUUGGUGCAUCGUGGGAAGGGGGGCCUUUGCGGUCACGUGACCGAGCUGCGUUUUCGAGCGCACUAACCCAGAUUGUAAAUAGAGAGUGUACAUAGUGUGAUACUGUGAGUGCUUAGGUGUGUGGGAUUUUAGUUGGCAAUGAGCUCAAGCAACAAAUCCCUGGUGUCCUCUGGUGGAAGAGGCACCAAUAAAAACAAAUCACAACAACACGGCAAAUCAGAUCAUCAGUCUAAAACGGAUUCGACAAAACAUGACAAGGCCCAGCAAAACACAAAUCAGAUCCGGCACGCACAAAUUAUCGACACCAGAAUGGCGGGAGGUGAGGACCCCCUUCUAAAGGAACGUAUUAAGGAAGUCAUGGCUAUGACUCAACGUUCGGAAGACGCGGUUAUCACGGCUCUGCAUGACAGUGAUGGUGACUUGGAGCGUGCUGUCAACGAUCUUCUGGAAGGGGGACAAACAGAAUGGGAGGUGAAAAAGAAGAAGCCUCGUCAGCCCAGCGGUUCCAAGCAGAAUACGGAUCAGUCCGGUGGUCAACAGGACAAUGGCGACUGGGAAGAACGCCGCAACCAACGUAGCGGCGGUCCUCCGCGUAUGCGAGGCCGUGCUAACCAUGACAACCGUGGAUGGCGUGGGCGAGAAAACAAAGAGAACGAGAGAAACAUGGAGGAUGGUGUUCGCGAUGGCGGCAGUUACAGCAGAAGAGGUAGGGGUGGACCAGGAAGAUCAGGUCGCGGAGGUCGUGGUGGUGGUAGAAGUCUUGGACCUAGGACUUUUGCGAAUCGCAAUGACCCGUCGUCUACCUCCACUGCUCACAGCUUUAAUCGUCCCAUCGACACCUGGACUGGUAGCGAAGAACAGCAACAAAGUAUUCAGGAACCAAAAAUGGAUGCUUGGCAAAAUUUGGAAUCCACAGAAGAUUGGGACAACGAGGAAUACACGGGGUCUUUGGCAGAUACCAAGGUCUUCACGCCGAGCGCGAAUAUCCUGGAACCUCCUCCUGCUCUAGAAGAACCAAAGCCUCAGGAACUACCGUCGACGCAAGCCGGUCAAGGUGUCAAUCUCUCGCUGCUUCAGCAGGAAGUACGAUCUUACAAAGAACUACCGAAACUCUCUGAAAUGUCUACGAUGCAGCAGCAGAGUUUACUGCAGCAACAACCUCAACAACCGCAGCAACAGCAGCAGCCGCAGCCAACUGUAUUAAGCUUACCGACGUUGCAGUUGUCACAGCAACCCAGCGCUAUUAGCAGCGGCGUACUAACGGCGGCGCAAACUCAAUAUCUGACGCAACUCACUCAGCAGACGAGCGAAAGCUUAAAAGCGGCUGGGCAAACGUCGUUUUCAUCGUCUGUAUCCAGUCAGCCUCAAAGGCAAGCAAAGCAACGUCCAAGAGUUCCUCCACCGUCAAAGAUACCGUCGAGCGCCGUAGAGAUGCCGGGUGACGCGGUGAACAGCGGAAUGGGCUACCUCGAUGUGCAAUUCGGCGCGCUUGAGUUCGGCAGCGAUUCGGGCUCCCUCGACGGUUCCGCGAAUGAAAAAUACAAUUCGACAAAUAGUACAAUUCCUGGUGUGGACAUGACUUCCGGUGCGAACGCUGUGAACACUGCCAACACGAGUAAUUCACUCGAUAUUGAAACUACGCAAACUUCCACCGCACCCUUCAACGCCAGUUCUCAGAUGCUGUCGAAUGCCGACAACCUGCCGGUGUCGAGUGACCAUUCGAUAAAUUCCCAAAGCUUCACCGCUCGCGGAAGCAGUACUGGCCAAAGUUUGGACAUAACUAAGCAAGACUUCACGUCGCAAGUCUCGCCUGGAAAUGCACCGACGUACGGCGCGUCGACGACGUACCAGGCAUCGCAGAAAUCGUCCUUCCAGCCGUCAAGCGGCACGCCGAGCACUUACAACGCGUAUUCGACGAAUAGCCAAUCUUCACAAUCUACCUUCCAAACGGCGUCAGCCGCCAACACGAAUAGUUACUCCGCGACAGCGACGGUAUCGCAGGCGAGCUACAACUCGUCGACGUCGUUCCCGCAAUCAAACGCGUCAACCUUUAGUCAGGCUUCUCCUUCCGCAUCGGCGUCCGCGACUUCCGGUUAUAAUCAACCCACCACUAGUAGCCAGGUAAUGGUUUACCAAUCCGCGAGCGGAUAUGUACCGGCUACGACAUCACAAUAUCAAGCGCAAUCCGUAGCUACUAAUACUGUGUCGAACAGCAACGCUGGAUAUCAGGCGUAUCAGCCCCAGGCUUAUCAGUCUUCUGUGACGACGUUCACGUCACCGAUAACGCAAAGUUCUGGUGCUUACCAGAGCGCCGCGCAGUCUGUAUACGCGAGCCCGUACGGCAGUUACGCCAGCCAGCCGCAAGCGGCGUCUCACAAUCAUAAGCUGAACAGCACCGCGACGAAGGACUCGCAAUACGACAGCAGCGCGACGACGUCAAACAGUUCGCUCGCGACGACCAGCGCGCCGACGUUGGGUCUCACCUCGGCUUCCGUAAACAGUUCACAGACUAAAGUUACGAAUUCUAAUGCUGUACCAAAAAGCACGUCGAGCGGCGUAGUGACAGGCAGCAGCGGUACCGGGAACAUGACGGGCGGUGGUGCGGCCGGAAGUAUGACUCCCAUGCUGAGUCAUCAGUACAUCAUGGGUCAGGGUGUGCCGUAUGCAACCUUCCAGCAACCCGUGUACAGCUACGAGGAUUUACAAAUUGUGCAGCAGAGAAUACCGCACAUGCCAACUACUGGUUACUAUGACGCGGCGCUGGGCUAUCAGACAACUGGUCCCGCUACAAGUCUCGGUGGUGGCAGAGGCGACGCGCUCUCCGCCGUGCAGGGCGUUCAGGGUGUCCAAGGGGUGCAGGGAGCGUAUACCAGUAUUAGCGACGCCAGAUUUGCCAGAAACGACAGCAACGCGUCUCCAGUUCCUUCCACGAUGUCGCAGCAGACCGCCACGCAGCAUCAGCAGCCGAUGAUGAAUCCCACACUCCCUCCAGGAUACGCAUACGCAUUUACGUACGGCAGCGGCAUCAUGCCGGGAGGUUUUCAGUACGGAACUCCCGCCAUUUAUCCGCAAAUAGCUACGGCCGGCAAUGCUGGCACGAAUAGCGGCGCGUACAGUGCUAAGCCUGGUAGCUACGGGUCUGGCUACGGCGCUGGCGCGAGCUACGACGCUUUGGCUUCCGCUGGUCCGUCCGGCGAGUACAAGGGCGCUGGUAGCAGUUACACCGGCACCCAGACCGGCAAGACCGGCACUUCCACGGGAAACACUAACACCGCUGGCUCCUCUGCGACGGAUAUCAACGCCACGAUGUAUGCCAAGAGUCACGUGGCUCUCAGCAAAGUAAACUCUUACGAGAAACAAACUUUCCACUCGGCUACUCCGCCGCCGUUCGGUCUCACGGGCAACCAAAACGCUGGCCUGCCUGGUGGUUACGGUGCGCCACAUCUCUUCAUACCGACGAUGGCGCAUCAGUUGCACCAACCGCUCCAUCAAGACGGCAGCAAUAGUACUCAGAGGUCCAACACGAGUUCGCAGAACAAACCUCAAACAAAGCCUGGAUAUAGUCCUAGUUACUGGACCGGAAACAACUAAAAGAACAGUUUGGACUUGAUGCGACGUCUUGCUAGAAAUAAAAUUGCUUACUAUUGUUAAAUUAAUUCGGGAGAGAAGUAAGAUAUUUUAUAUCUAGUGUAUACAGAAUCAAGGAUGUGAACAAACGCAAUAUCUUAACAGGGAUGUGAUUAAUAACUUGCUGUCAGAGAAAUAUUUAUAAAAUUUCGCAGUUUCAAAGUACAUAUCCAUCGAUGGGGCGAGGCAAUAUAUUUGUGACAAAUUGUCUUUUGUCUAUUAUUUGUAUUUUAUUAAAAAUAAAAAUAAGGCGUAGCAAUAAUAAAUAAAAAAUUUGCUAAUCUUUCACGAUAAUAAUCUAAUUUUUCUCGUCAUUAAGUUAGCACAUUACUUCGUUUAAUCAAUCAUUGAAUGAUAUGAACUUGGAGGAGUGAAUACUUUUAUAAAUGUUUCUUUUAAUGGCAGAUUAAUCUUAUUGCUAUUAAGAUGUUGCAUUUGUUCUCGUUGGUUCUGUGUAUCGGAUAUCAAGUAUCUGACUUCUUUCCAAUAAUAGUGAAGGAUUUCUUUUUUUACUGGCAAGAUGUUGCGUUUACUUUUGAAACUUGAACUGUAUAAUAUAACCGAAUGUGAGCUCAAAAUAGGUUGUUCUAUUUACUGCUGCAAAUCAGAGAAAAAAAGCAUCUGGUAUUGCAUAUAUGUAUGCAAUAUAUAUAUGCAAUUAUUAACUCGGUGCUUCCUUCUAUGAUUUGCAGUAGUAACGGAACAACCAAAUUUGACCUAUUUCAGUUAUGUUAUAUAAUUUAUAUUAUUGUUUUAUUUGUUCGGUUCAGCGCACUCGCAAUCUUCUCCAAGAGACUGGCAUGGAACGCGAUACCACAUGAAAUAAUUUCUUGCAUUUUAUGCGACGGUAUAUGUGCAAAUCUUGUAUAAUUGCAUAUUCUUUAUAACUGUAAAUUGCGCUCGUGCCAAAAGAAAUUAUAGCGUUUGCAAUUGCGGUGAUCGAGUCCACAAUUGGUCAACCACCAUCAAUUGAGUUUUGUAUCAGGUUUUCCUUCUGUAUAUGACAGUGCAAUUUUGAAUGUAUUGUAUUGACAGCGAAAAGGGUAAUGGUGCGUUUCUAGAUUGUUUUCUUUUCUCUUUUGUAUAAUGUAAACGCAAAUGUGUAACGCACAUUGUAACUUCGGAGAUUCCGAUGGAAUAAAUGUAAAUUCAGUUUAUCACGAUCGUACGAAAAAAAAUGAUCGGAUUUACGUUUUACUACGUCGAAUUCUCCCGAGUUAUAACUUGCGUGAGAAUCUCACAUUUAAAAUUAAAAUUUAAAAAAUUGCUAUACUUUUUGUUUUUUAUUUGUUUAAUGAUUUAGAUUUAGAAACAUCGUUACUUUAGCUCCUAUCAAUAAUGGUUUCUUCUUUUAUUACAAUUAUUAUGAAAAAGGUGCAAAUGUCGUUUAUUGUUGCUGCCAAACGUCAUCGUGUUUGUCACAAAUCUCACUGAUCUCUCAACUUGAUCGCUGAAUUUUCAAAGAUUGUGGAUUCAGUGGAUUCUUGGAACUUUUCAGACAUAGAUAAGGAGCUGAAUCUACGAUCGUAACAAUUUACAAAAUUAAAAUAUUUAAAUAACAUCUAAUAAUCCUAUUUAGUUCUUCCACUGCUUAAAAGAUAGCAGUAUAUUUUUUCUUAAAGCGAAAUGUUUGUGAAAGUGAUAAAGAUUUGAAAGAAUUUCAACAAUAAAUAAUUGUUUUAUUAUCUAAUGAUAGAUUUAAGUUAAAAAUAUAUUUGAAAAUUUGGCAAUUAAAAGUUGAACGCGAUCAGUAAGAAUAUGAUACGAACGUAAAGUAACGAUGUGUGGAUGGUAAUAAUGAGCACAUUUUUUAAUCGUUUUUAUAAUUGCGAUAAAAAGAGAAGCAAUUAUUUAUUCCGUCUGGUGUACACAUUCAUUAAUAUUGCACUAUUUACGCCGAUGAGAAAUGCGACCUGUACAGUCAUAUGCAUAUUGACCGGAAAUAAUACAUUGACCAACACGGAACACACAUAUUUUGAAAACAUACUUUACACAUUUUUGCAUUGUGAAUAAUGAAUGAUCGCAGAUAAUCCUUCGGUGAGAAAAAAAAAACUAAUGAAAAAGAUAAAAGUGAAAACAACGUACGUCGAACGAGCGAAAGAAAUGUAUGUGAAGCGUUUUCACAAAGGUGCUGUGAGAAUUGUUACAAUUUGCGCGUGUACGAUAAACGAUGAAGAAACGAUGUUUCUUCUAGCACGAAUGGACAGACGGACCGACAAAGCUUUACCGAGUAUCGCUAAAUGUAAGCGAAAAGUAAAUAGUUGUAAGUAAACUCUCGUUAGUCGACUGCAUAUAUAUAAAUAUAUAAAUACAUAAACUCGUAUAAAUGCGAUAAUGAGUAGGAUGCGUUUUGAAGAACUUGGAAGACCAAAAUGUAGAUUAGCUUCCUUUUUUUCGGAGAAGAGUGUAAAUCUGUACUCAUGAGCUCUCUCUCGAGAGAGAAGUCGGGCUACAUUGUCUUCGCCGUAGUCCCGCGAAUGUGGACUACUAAACCGCUCAUUUCUGAUACACGUUUUGAAUAUGCAUACGGCCGGCACCGAUGGAGGAACGAAUUGGUGAACCGGCCAAGAGAAAAUCAAGUAACAUUUUCGUUCUAUCUUAGUGUAUGUUUUAGUCGAUUCGCACUCCCCCUUGUAUACUCGAAUCAAUUUAGGACAAGAUAAUAUAAGUGUAAUGUAUAAUGGAAAGUAAGGGGAAAAUAUGCAAAAUAUAGAAGAAAUGGAGGAAAACAAAAAAAAGAGAUAAGAUUCUGAGUAAGCACGUUUGUUCUCAUAACAAUUAUUAUACAUUAAUAAUUUUUGUAUUUUUGUCAAAUAUUAACCGAUUGAAACGAGAAUGCAAAAUGCAUUAAGCCACUAUUGCUACUAUAUAAUUAAUAAUAAUAAUGAUAGCUACUGUGUAUAAAUAUGGAUAUAUAAGAAUAAAUGUAUUAAA
Molecule: messenger RNA, 6683 nt
Organism: Linepithema humile (Argentine ant)
Lineage: Eukaryota; Metazoa; Arthropoda; Insecta; Hymenoptera; Formicidae
Gene: lig
Product: lingerer
Cellular component (GO): nucleus; cytoplasm
Molecular function (GO): protein binding
Source: RefSeq, a predicted model, not a curated record